Aspergillus wentii DTO 134E9 is the source of this 350-nucleotide messenger RNA. RefSeq names its product cytochrome b5-like heme/steroid binding domain-containing protein. Gene Ontology annotation, molecular function: heme binding. Bases 23 to 292 code for a protein of 89 amino acids. The transcript has a single exon. NCBI's taxonomy places the organism in Eukaryota, Fungi, Ascomycota, Eurotiomycetes, Eurotiales, Aspergillaceae. Gene Ontology annotation, cellular component: membrane; intracellular membrane-bounded organelle. The record is from RefSeq and is a predicted model, not a curated record.
AAGAAAUAAACAACCAACCAAAAUGUCCAAAUCCUUCACCCCCACCGAAGUGGCCAACCACAAGACCGCCGAUAAGGGCCUCUACAUCAUUAUCGACACCAACGUCUACGACGUGACCAACUUUGUCGACGAACACCCCGGUGGCGCAAAGAUCCUCAAACGAGUCGCAGGAAAAGACGCCUCGAAGCAGUUCUGGAAGGUUGGUUUCAUUCUUCUUUCGUUCUUGUCGUUCGUAUGUAUGUAUGAACUGAGGCUGAGGCUAAUUGGUGAUGGUGGUUCAGUAUCACAAUGAAGGUGUCUUGAAGAAGUAUUCGCCUAAAUUGAAGAUUGGGGAGAUCAAGGAUGCUGCG